This is a messenger RNA of Zasmidium cellare ATCC 36951, 1674 nucleotides long. RefSeq lists its product as uncharacterized. The record is from RefSeq and is a predicted model, not a curated record. The transcript is spliced from 4 exons. Gene Ontology annotation, biological process: positive regulation of transcription by RNA polymerase II. Gene Ontology annotation, molecular function: DNA-binding transcription factor activity, RNA polymerase II-specific; sequence-specific DNA binding; zinc ion binding. Lineage: Eukaryota; Fungi; Ascomycota; Dothideomycetes; Mycosphaerellales; Mycosphaerellaceae. Bases 1 to 1674 code for a protein of 557 amino acids.
AUGAGCGACCGCUCCUAUACCUCGCCGCAAGUAUGCACGAGAUGCCGCGAGAAGAAGAUCAGAUGCGAUCUUCGGCUGCCAUCGUGCAAGCGCUGUGCUGCCGCUGAUGUCCAGUGUUGCUUCUGGGAUCCAAUUCUUGAGAAGACAGUGUACUGUGGCUAUUUGCACUUCCUGCAUCAAAGGGAAUCGAGCCUGAAGCGCAAAAUCCAGCAGCGCUCCGAUGAGCUUGGCCAGCUACUGUCCCCGUCGCGGAGUAACAGUGUGCCUUCUUCGACAGCCACAGGCAGUAAUCACCAUGGAGAUACCAUCGACAGAACGACUUUCCCUUCGCAAGCACUCUAUCUUGGCCCCGGCCACUCCGCAGAAAUUGUCCAGCGCUUCUUGAAAGCUGGUCUUGAGUGGCAUAGACAGAAGCAGCUUCCGUUGCCGGACUUUCAUCUCCCAGUCCCUGCCCAGGCAUACUAUACUUUGUUGGAGCCCAGAGCAGUAUUAUCUGGUCCUCGCGACUUGGGCAGCCUCGAGCUCUCAGGCCUGUUGACCUCAACAACGAAGAACGCCUUGGUGCAGCAUUACCUGAACGUUGUUGGGCCCAACUUCGACUUUCUUCAUGGCGAUCUGGAGUCACUAAUCGAUGAUCUGGAUUUGCCGGACUUGAGUGGCUCAGAUACUAACAGCGAAAACUCGAUCACCAUCGUCAUAGUCCUCACAAUCUCUCUUGCCCUCGUAGUCAGAGAUUUGCAAACUUCGUUAUCCGAUGCGUUCGUGCGUUUCAGACGGGCUCUAAAAGAGUUCGUCGAUUCUGGCAUCACUGUGGAAGACCAAUUGGAGCGGCAAAGACUGCUGUGCACGAUCCUGAUCUCUCAAGCCCUUUGCGAGCUCAUCAUUCCGGAGUCGUAUCAAGUCUGGGAUCUGCUCGGCGCAGCAGUAUCGGCGUUGGACGAGCUUCGCCUCGGGUAUCGGUCCCAUCACCUCAAUUUGAAUGAACAGUAUUUCAAGUUAGAAUGUUCUCUGCUGAAGCUCGAAAGCUCCGUCGUGCUACACUUUCAACGUCCGUCAUCAUUCCCAGGAAAGAUAACUUCAUCUGGAGCCCGAAGCAUUGAUGAGCAGUCAAUCGUCUGGUCUAGUGGCGCGAACAUUGCGCAGACGCUGAUGGACACAUCCGAUGUGUCAGUGGCGGAUGCAGUGAAUUUGAUACCGCCAACGCUUCGAGUGGAGCUGCCUCAUGAUCGCAUAAGUCUUUCUUCGGCUUUGCUCUACGCCACCCUACAGCCGCUCUUCAUCACCGAGGAAAUUCUGUCCGGACAACCUCUGGAAGAGUCCACCUUGAAUGCGUUCCAAAUUGUUGCAACGUCCGCAUGUACCAUUGUCGACCACCUAGAUGAACUGAACAAGAGUGACAAAAUAUUGAGCCUAUGGCUAGAAGCUGAUCGAGUGCUACGGUGCGGAAUGGUAUGGCUCUUCUACCUCGUCCAUCAGAGUCAGAGUGGGCAGGUGGUUGGCAAUCAGUCCUCAACGAAUGGCGCUAGAGAUACAAUGGCUCCUAUUUUGAAGGUCACUUCCUUGUUGAGCUCUUUCGCAGGACGCUUCAAAGGUGCUUCGGCAUCGUUGAGUGCAUGGGAAGCUUGUGUCGCAUUACUCUGGCCGGUGAUCUCUUCGAAUGGCAAUAGUCUGUAG